AUUUAUACACUCCUAUAUUUUCUAUUUUUCUUCUUUUUUCUUUUUUCUUUUUUCCCUUUUUUUUGUUGUUCUCCUCAUUAUAAACUAAAAUGAUUCUUACACAUCAGCGUGUCGAUGCUUUUAAUCGUUAUUUAAAUACAACAGUCGGUCGUGAAAAGCUUUGUCGACUUAUACAGUACUUUGCCCGCUUUUAUGCGUUUUAUUUAUUUCGUAAUGGAGCUCCUAAAGAUGUGAUUCAACGUUGGGUUGAUCUCAAGACCCAUCUUGGAAAUGGUCGUAAGUUUUUCCGUCUUCUAAAGCCUGUUGAAUUUGCACAAACAGGUAUAAAGAGUUUAGCUCUUAACGAUGAAAUUUUACGAUUUACUGCUGUUGCUAAACAGGCUGGUAUGUUUCUUUAUUAUAUUUCAGAAGCCUUUGUUUUGUCCAAUGCUAUCAAUUUUUAUAAACCAGCCAAUAUUAAACAAAUCACUGAACUUGGACAAAAAUGUUGGUUUGCUGCUCUUAUUGCUUCUUUAAUCUCGAGUGUAUACAAGUUUAAACAAUUAAGUGUACGUGAACAUAUGCUUGAAAAGUCACGUAAAGCUAUUGUUAAUACUGAAGAAAAGUCAGAAACUCAAAUUGCUGAAUUAAAAGCUCAAGAGAGUGCAUUAGCAAAGGAUAAAUAUAAUACCAAGUAUGCUUUCAUUCAAGAUGCUGUUGAUAUCAUAAUUCCUUCCACUAGUUUAGGAUAUUUAAAAGUAGAUGAGGGCAUUGUUGGUCUAGCUGGUAUGACUACAUCUUUUAUGGCAAUGGUUACUCAAUGGAAUAAAUUAAAUGGUUAACAACAAAGUUCAAUUUAUCAAUCUAAGGAAUAAGCUAUUACACUUGAAUAAAGUAUAUUUAUUACACCUUUUUUUCUCAAA
Molecule: messenger RNA, 902 nt
Organism: Cokeromyces recurvatus
Lineage: Eukaryota; Fungi; Mucoromycota; Mucoromycetes; Mucorales; Mucoraceae
Product: peroxisomal biogenesis factor 11
Exons: 4
Coding region: 90-821 (243 amino acids)
Biological process (GO): peroxisome fission; regulation of peroxisome size
Cellular component (GO): peroxisomal membrane
Source: RefSeq, a predicted model, not a curated record